UCCGUUACCCGGAUGGAUAGCCGAUGGGAGAGAACAACUCUCCAGCGGAUUUGAAGCAAGAGAUGGCUGGAUUUCGAUUCCACAAGCCGUGAGGAAAAACUCCAUGCUUUUUUCCUUUUAUUUUACAAUUAUUUUAUUUGGUUGGAUAUAGAAACUUCGGAGCUUUUUGUUCAAAUAGGAUGGCCGUAGCUGCAGAUGGCGACCAAGACUUUGUUCCGGGACCACACCCUCUGCUUCAACACUCCCUCUCCGCUUCCUCAUCCAGCCAUCAAGGACCCCCUCAACCGCGCUACCUCAUCAAUCGACGCCACCCACUGGCUAUCAGCAACAUUUCCAUCCCGGCGGCUGGCAGCAGCAGCAACCUCCUCGAGGAUCCCCUAUGGUCUUCGUCCCCGACCAUUCACCAUGUCUCGGCGCCCCCCUCUUCCUCCUCGUCUUCAUCAUGUUCCGUGGCCUCCCCCUUGACGCGCCGGAAGAGGCCCAAACCCAUUAUGAUCAAGCAGGCCCAUGUCGAUAGCGACGUGGACAUGGUGAGCUCGGCCAGCAGCAAGCCGCUGUCCAGUGCCUGGAAGCAGGCCUUGGGGGCCGCCACUACCGUUGUUCCUACGGCAGAGGCCGGAGCUACCCUGCCCCCAGCUACUGUGGCGGUCCCUGCACCCAAGGAGAGGAAAAGGCAGCAGCGGAAGGGACCCAAGGUUCUGGAGAGGCCUUCCAAAGCGCUAUUUUGUUUAACUUUGGAAAAUCCCGUGAGGAGGCUCUGCAUAAACAUCGUAGAAUGGAAAUAUCCUUUUCUUCUUUUCUGCAGGCCUUUCGAAUAUCUUAUUCUUCUUACAAUAUUUUGCAACUGCGUAGCCUUAGCAAUCUACACUCCUCACGCCUGUAUGGACUCCAACAGAUUAAAUCAUUAUUUGGAAAAAACGGAAUAUCUGUUUUUAGUGAUUUUUAUGAUCGAGUGCAUUAUGAAAAUUAUAGCAUAUGGCUUUUUGUUCCACCCUGGUGCCUAUUUACGUAGUGGUUGGAACUUUCUCGAUUUUGUCAUUGUCAUUAUAGGUAUUAUUAGUACAGCUCUUUCGGCUCUGAUGAAAGAGGGUUUUGAUGUAAAAGCCUUACGUGCAUUUCGUGUUUUACGGCCCCUUAAACUAGUGUCCGGUGUCCCAAGUCUUCAAGUAGUUUUAAAUUCUAUUCUUCGUGCCAUGGUGCCCUUACUUCACAUCGCUCUCCUCGUCAUCUUCGUCAUCAUCAUUUACGCCAUCAUAGGUCUAGAACUCUUCUCCGGGAAAAUGCACGAAACGUGUUUCAAUAAUAUCACAGGAGAGACUGCCUUAGAAGAGCCGCACCCGUGCGGGGAGAACGGUUUCCACUGCAACAUCAGCAACAAUGAAGUGUGUAUGGGAUACUGGGAAGGUCCGAAUUUCGGCAUCACGAACUUUGACAACUUCGGGCUUGCCAUGCUCACCGUCUUCCAAUGCGUCACCAACGAGGGAUGGACGAAUGUGCUGUACAACAUAAAUGACUCUGUCGGGAAUGAGUGGCCCUGGAUUUAUUUUAUUAGUUUAAUCAUAAUUGGAUCCUUCUUCGUUCUCAACCUUGUUCUUGGUGUCUUAAGUGGCGAAUUUUCUAAAGAAAGAGAAAAAGCCAAAGCUCGGGGGGACUUCCAUAAACUUAGGGAAAAGCAACAAAUUGAAGAUGAUUUGCGCGGCUAUUUAGAAUGGAUUACGCAAGGAGAAGACAUAGAACAAGAUGAUAAGGAAAAUAAAGAAGGGUCUAGUAGAAACAGUAAAAAUUUGCGUGAUAUAGACAGGGUAGACACAACACAAGGUGAAACCAACAGUAUAGAUGCAGUCCAUGUGCCUUCGUGGUGGUCUCUUAAAAAAAAAAAGUUAAGUCGUGAUAAUCGUCGAUUGAGGAGAAUGUGCCGUCGAAUGGUCAAAUCAAAAGCCUUCUACUGGAUUGUGAUAGUAUUAGUUUUCUUAAAUACUUUAGCUUUAGCGUCGGAGCACAACAGUCAGCCACCCUGGCUGGAUUACUUCCAAGAAAUCGCUAAUUUAUUCUUUGUUGCUCUGUUUACUCUGGAAAUGUUACUUAAGUUGUUUAGCCUCGGUUUCCAAGGCUAUUUUGUCUCUCUGUUCAAUCGUUUCGACUGCUUUGUUGUCGUGAGUUCGAUCCUGGAGACUGUCCUCACGUAUUCUGACGUCAUGCCACCUUUGGGAGUAUCAGUGCUACGAUGUGUACGCCUGCUGAGAAUAUUCAAAGUCACCAAAUAUUGGGCGUCAUUGCGUAACCUCGUGGCCUCUCUCAUCAAUUCCAUGCGAUCCAUCGCCAGUCUGUUGCUGCUGCUUUUUUUAUUCAUCGUUAUCUUUGCUUUGUUGGGUAUGCAAGUGUUUGGAGGGAAAUUCAACAACAAUCCUCACGAAGACAAGCCCAGGAGUAACUUUGAUUCCUUUUGGCAGAGUUUGCUCACCGUGUUUCAAAUCCUGACUGGAGAAGACUGGAAUGAAGUGAUGUAUCACGGUAUAAACGCAUAUGGAGGUGUCGGAUCACCUGGAGUUUUAGCAUGUAUUUAUUUCAUCAUUUUGUUCAUCUGCGGAAACUAUAUUCUACUGAAUGUAUUCUUGGCCAUCGCUGUUGAUAAUUUGGCUGAUGCUGAAAGUCUUACGGCCAUUGAAAAAGAAGAAGAGGAGAAAGAACAGGGGAGUAUUGUGUAUUCCAAAGAAUAUGACGAUUAUGAUGGUCUCGAUGAAGAGGGUCGCCAUCACAGUAAGAGAAAGAAGAAGAAACGGCACAGCCUCUCUUCUUCGAGUAUAUCCGUGGAUAAGCCAUCUAAGCCUGAAACGCCGCAAAUGAAUCACAAUAUGUUCGUAAAAAUGCAAAGAGAAAAAGCUGAUAAUUCAAUUAAACCACCAGACUCUUCAAAUGAUACAAAAGAAAUCGAAGCAGAAAAUGAAGCUACAGCAGUUGAAUUUAAUGAAGAGGAAGGGGAAGGUGAUGAGGAUGAUGACGAUGAUGAUGAAGAAGAGGAAGAAGAAUCUGUUUCCACAGCCAGACCCAGGCGGCUUUCUAAUAUGCAUAUUGACAAAAAAAUCAAACCCAUUCCUGCUUACACCUCAUUUUUCAUUUUUUCACACAACAACAGGUUCCGCAGGCUAUGUCACUUCAUCGUUAAUCACAAUUAUUUUGCAAAUAUUAUUCUUGGCUUCAUAUUAAUUAGUAGCGCAAUGCUUGCUGCAGAAGAUCCUCUACAUGUCAAUUCAGAUAGAAACAAAAUUUUAAACUACUUUGAUUACUUUUUUACAACCGUUUUCACUGUUGAAAUUACAUUAAAGGCUGUAGCAUACGGUCUGAUUUUACAUAAAGGAUCUUUCUGUAGAAGUUACUUUAACCUGCUUGAUGUGCUUGUUGUGUCCGUCUCGCUCAUUUCUUUCGCAUUUGGGAACGAAACGUUCUCUGUUGUUAAAAUUUUACGUGUUCUACGAGUGCUCCGACCUCUCCGAGCCAUUAACCGUGCCAAAGGAUUAAAGUACGUAGUCAAGUGCGUCAUAGUAGCAGUCAAAACUAUAGGAAACAUCAUGUUGGUCACCUACUUGCUACAGUUCAUGUUUGCUGUGAUCGGAGUCCAACUUUUCAAGGGAAAAUUUUAUCGGUGUAAUGAUGAAUCUAAAAUGACGGAAGAUGAAUGUAGAGGCCAAUAUAUUGUGUAUCAGGGUAGCGAAAAUGGCAUGAAAAUAACUAUAGAAGAUCGAGUGUGGGAAAAUAAUGAAUUUAAUUUUGAUGAUGUUGCCAAAGCUAUGCUCAGUCUUUGUACAGUUUCAACUUUUGAAGGUUGGCCGAAAUUACUCUAUGUGGCAAUCGACUCCCACGCGGAGAACGUUGGCCCAAUUUACAAUCAUAAUCCACUUGUAGCCAUAUACUUUAUCGUCUAUAUCAUUAUAAUUGCCUUUUUUAUGGUUAACAUUUUCGUUGGUUUCGUCAUCGUUACCUUUCAAAAUGAGGGUGAGCAAGAAUUCAAAAAUUGUGAAUUAGAUAAAAAUCAGAGGAACUGCAUUGAAUUCGCUCUGAAAGCAAAGCCCGUCAGACGUUACAUCCCCAAACAUCGAAUACAGUACAAAGUAUGGUGGUUCGUAACGUCGCAGUACUUCGAAUAUUCUAUUUUUGUCCUCAUCAUGAUCAACACUUUAGUUUUAGCCAUGAAGUAUUACGGUCAGCCCAAAGAAUACACAUUUGCCUUGGAUGUAAUGAACAUGAUUUUCACCGCAGUUUUUGCCUUCGAAUUUCUGCUUAAGCUAGUAGCUUUCAAAUUUAAGAACUAUUUUGGUGAUGCCUGGAACGUCUUUGAUUUUAUAAUUGUCCUAGGGAGCUUUAUAGAUAUAGUCUACUCAGAAGUCAAUCCAGGAACAAAUAUUAUCAGCAUUAACUUUUUUCGCCUUUUUCGAGUGAUGAGAUUAGUUAAACUUCUCAGUAGAGGAGAAGGGAUUCGAACUUUGUUGUGGACUUUCAUCAAAUCCUUUCAGGCGUUGCCUUACGUAGCUUUGUUAAUAGUCAUGCUUUUCUUUAUUUAUGCUGUUAUAGGCAUGCAGAUGUUUGGCCGUAUUGCAUUAGAUUCGUCAACGGCAAUUCAUAGAAACAAUCAUUUUCAAACUUUUCCACAAGCUGUUUUAGUUCUGUUUCGAUCCGCUACUGGCGAAGGCUGGCAAGAGAUCAUGCUUGCGUGCACCAACAAGCCAACAACAAAAUGCGAUCCCAGGUCGGACGAAUCUUUCGGGGACGUCUGCGGCUCUGAAGUGGCGCUGCCCUACUUCAUCUCUUUUUAUAUACUCUGCUCAUUUUUGGUUAUAAAUCUUUUUGUAGCAGUCAUCAUGGACAAUUUCGAUUACUUGACCCGUGAUUGGUCAAUACUGGGUCCGCAUCAUUUGGAUGAAUUUGUUCGGUUGUGGUCUGAAUACGAUCCGGAUGCUAAAGGAAGGAUAAAGCAUUUGGAUGUUGUUACUUUGCUCAGAAAAAUUUCUCCUCCAUUGGGAUUUGGAAAAUUGUGCCCUCAUAGAGUAGCUUGUAAAAAACUAGUAUCCAUGAAUAUGCCUCUUAACAGUGAUGGAACUGUUAUGUUUAAUGCAACCUUAUUCGCUUUAGUGAGGACAUCCUUGCAUAUCAAAACAGAAGGAAAUAUUGAUGAAGCUAAUGAAGAACUACGAGCGGUCAUCAAAAGGAUAUGGAAGCGCACAAGUGACGAGCUUCUUGACCAAGUGGUUCCACCAGCGGGAGCUGAUGACGAUGUUACAGUUGGAAAAUUUUACGCUACAUUUCUCAUACAAGAUUAUUUUCGUCGUUUCAAAAAAAGAAAAGAAGAAAGGUCACAUGAAGCAGGAGGGAAAGGUCAGGAGACCACGGUGGCCCUCCAGGCUGGACUGCGUACGCUGCACGAACUUGGGCCUGAAAUUCGGCGAGCCAUAUCCGGAAGCUUGGAAGUCGAAGAGAGCGAAACCGUUGAGUCAGAACCUGCACAUAGGAGAAACCAUUCUUUAUUCGGGAGCAUGUGGCACUCUGUUCGGCACGCACCCCUCAAACGCACCCGCUCCCUCAAGUCGAACAGUGCUCGGUCCCAUGCGAAGGUUUCCCCCACCAACUCUCUGGACGUCAAAUCAUCUUCACCCAAAUCCCACAUGCCUGGAAAUCACAUUCGCUUCACGCGAGAAUCAAGUGGUGCUACUACUACAUCGCCUCUUGCUAUACACAGGGGAAGUAAAUCCAGCUCCGUAUCGGUCGACAACGUCUACUUGUAUCAGUCUCCACAGCUUUCCACUCAAGUAUCUCCUACUAAUCCGCCAAUUGCACCCCAGAUCAACUACUCGGUGAUGGGCAGUGCCAGUAGCUACGAGGGCAGCUUCACACUCGAAUCGGAACACUCUCCGGGAAAGGAGAACAUCCCACUUCGCUCGUUGAGAUCCAACCAGCCUAGCCCGAGUCCUCUGGCAAAAGUGGAGAGUUUUGAGAGUAAUACAUCCAGCUCUCACAGCCGGACAUCUGCGGGGAAGAAUGAAGCAACUGGUACCAGUUUCCUAAGUCUCUGCGUGAGGGAGGACGACGAUAUGGUCAGCCUGCGACCACCCACUCCACCGCCGAGGAAAUUUCCAAGUAGGGGAACUACGGCUUCCUUCCGGCUUCCCUGCAUCGGCAAGCGGGACAGUCACGAAAGGCCUAUCCUCGUACGACAGUCUUCCAGUACCCACAGCUGUGGCGACCUAAGGGGCUCAUCUACGGAAGAGCCCCCGGACGACUCAUCUCAGUCGAAGAGCGGACACAUGAGACACAUAGCCGCCUCACUCUGCUUUGCUCAUCUUCCUGCAAUGGCCGUGGCGGGAGUUCAACCAUCUACAGACCAAUGGAAGAAAAGGAGAAGGUUGGGAGAUGGAUCUUCACAUAUACCUACUCACAGAGCUUCAUAUCAUGGUUCCCGUGAUACAUCAUUAGGAUGGAACAGCGAUUCUCCACUGAAAUCAAGAUCUGGGGACAUAACAAAUGCGGAUAUCCUCGGGAGUGCAGAAAGUCUCAUAGGAAGGGUGCUCUUAGAACAAGGACUUGGAAAAUACUGUGAUCCUGAUUUUGUUCGUGCCACUCAGAGGGAAUUAGCGGAAGCUAUUAAUUUAACCCAAGAAGAAAUGGACAUGGCAGCUCAUCAACUUUUACAAUUGGAACGCCGACAAAGUAUGCCUCACAUGUGCCUCGAAUCAUCCCCAGAGCCUGCUGAACUGCACGAAGGCGAAAUGCCUCCCGAAGCCGAAGGCGACCAACUGACAAUGCGGACAGUUGAUAAUGCCGAGGAAAAUUCCACAGCACAGAAUGGUAAUAGCAUAGCGUCGCCGAGAAAUAUUACAAUAAACCUAGAACAAACAGAAACGAACCAGGAUGCUACAGGACUUCAUAGUACUACAGAAGACACAGAUUUAUAGUAUUAUGUACAAAAAUGUGGUCAAAAUAUUUAUAUUCUUGUGUUACCAUUACUACACUAACAAAACAAGAGAGGGUGAUUAAAACCCCAAAGGCUUAUCUUGUUAGGUGGAACUGAAUUCAGAUGUUGGAGAAAGUGUGAUAAAUAAGAAGCAAAGUGACAACAGGACAGGUUUUCUUUAAUUGCAUUUUAAAAGCGUUAUUCUUGAGCUUUGAAAGUUUUGCUGCCUGCUGCAUACUGGAAGGAUACAAAUAAAAGACCGAGAAACAUGUUGAGCUGGAGUUUUAUUGAACUUUAAAAGUAUUUAUUUUCUUCGGAUCUGUGAUCCACAGUUUGUAAACAAAAAUAAAAAAAAAAUGUAUUCUCUUGUCUCAGUGCCUUCAGAAAAGAGGGCCAGCGAUUUGCACAGAAUCCCUUCGACCCAAGACUAAUAGAUGUAAAAGUAAAAAGUUGACACUUCUCUCUCUCUUUCUCAGGGCAUUCAGGAAUGUUUCUCACCCUUAUUUCAUUGCAUCCUUUUGAUUAGAGAAAGUCGAAAAUAGUUUUGAGCACUUUAAAGAGCUACAGGUCAGAUUGAAAGUAAAAAUAUGAGCUUAUAUCAGCAAAACAAUUUAAAAAUUAAAUUUGCAAAUAUGCUUGAUUACGUUUAAUAAGCUUAAUUUUACAAAUCAAUACAAAUUUAAAUUAGUACUUGAAUUGAUAAAGUGCUUAAUAUUUUAAACUGAUAUGUUCAUCUAAUCCCUCAACAAAUUACUACUACAAAUCAAAAUGUGAGAAUUGCUAUUGUGUAUUUUAAAACUGACACAGAAUAUUAAAAAUAUUAAAAUUGCUUAAUAGCAAUUAGUAUAUGUAGUAUAUUUGCUAGUUUUAAACUUUU
Molecule: messenger RNA, 7817 nt
Organism: Argiope bruennichi
Lineage: Eukaryota; Metazoa; Arthropoda; Arachnida; Araneae; Araneidae
Product: muscle calcium channel subunit alpha-1-like
Exons: 47
Coding region: 180-6941 (2253 amino acids)
Biological process (GO): calcium ion import across plasma membrane
Cellular component (GO): voltage-gated calcium channel complex; membrane
Molecular function (GO): high voltage-gated calcium channel activity
Source: RefSeq, a predicted model, not a curated record